This is a messenger RNA of Formica exsecta, 2939 nucleotides long. RefSeq names its product glutathione hydrolase 7 (gene Dus4). Gene Ontology annotation, molecular function: flavin adenine dinucleotide binding; tRNA dihydrouridine synthase activity. Lineage: Eukaryota; Metazoa; Arthropoda; Insecta; Hymenoptera; Formicidae. The transcript has 9 exons. Gene Ontology annotation, biological process: tRNA processing. The record is from RefSeq and is a predicted model, not a curated record.
CUUAUUACAUUUUUGUAUAUAAAAUGCAAAUGUACGGAUAUGUCAAUAUAUAUUGAAUAUAUUAUUUCAAUAUAAUUAAAAUCUCUUAUAUAAAAGCUUAUUAUCAUUUUUUCAAUCCAAAUAAUUAUUAAAAAUAUAUAAUCGUAAUGACUACCGAUAUAGUGGCAACAUUAAAAGAGCCGAGAAUGAUAAAAAUAUGUGCUCCGAUGGUUAGAUAUAGCAAAUUACAAUUUAGAACGCUUGUAAGACGAUAUGGAUGUGACAUAUGUUUUACUCCUAUGAUCUUAGCUGAUUCGUUUGUGCAAUCUUUAAAGGCUAGAGAAAACGAGUUUACUACGCAUGAAGAAGAUAAACCAUUAAUCGUUCAAUUCGCAGCUAAAACUGUAAAUGAUUUUGUUGGUGCCGCAGAAAUGGUUGCACCAUAUUGCAAUGGUGUAGAUCUAAAUUGUGGUUGUCCGCAACGUUGGGCUAUCAAAGAAGGAUAUGGAGCUGAUUUAUUGAAAAAGCCAGAACUUGUAAGAGAUUUGAUAUAUGAAAUCAGAAACCGUAUUCCAAGACCAUUUACUGUUUCUGUGAAGAUACGUCUGUUAAAGGAUAUACACCAGACAAUAAUGUUAUGUCAAGUCUUAGAAAAAGCUGGUGCUUCAUUCUUAACAGUCCAUGCAAGAACUCCUGAGAUGCGUAAUGAACCAAUUGACUUGGACAAUCUAAAGCUUCUUAGAGAUUAUGUACAGUUGCCUCUUGUUGCAAAUGGUGAUGUGAAAAAUUUAGAAAAUGCAGAAUUUUUAUUUAAGGAGUCUAGAUGCGAGGGAGUAAUGUCUGCUAGAGGUAUUCUAAACAAUCCAGCAUUAUUUUCGGGAUACUCUACUACUCCACUUGUUUGCGUUCAAGAUUGGUUGAAUAUUACAUCAACCAUUCCAACUGAAUUUCAAUGUUUCCAUCAUCAUCUGGUAUUUAUAUUAUGUAAUUACUGUGGCAAUGGAUUAAAUUUUAUCAUUGUCUGCUUUGUUGCAUUGACUUUUGCUAUCACUACUAUGUUGGUGUUGCAGAUUCUUUAUACUGAAAAUAUACCGCAAAAUAGUCUUCAUGGUAUUCAUGGAGCAGUUGCCACAGAUUAUUCAAAUUGUUCUCAAAUUGGUACCAGAAUAUUAAGAAAAUUAGGCAAUGCAGUAGAUGCUGCAAUAGCAGCAACCAUUUGCAUGACUGUAGUAGCACCUCAUAAAACCAGUCUUGGCGGAGGUGGUUAUAUAAUGAUAUAUAAUUAUAAAAAUGACAUUCAUCCGAUUGUUAUUGAUUUUGCAAGUAAUACAGGCAAAGGUUUUUUUGCUAAAGCUGGAGUUCGUUUACCAGCUCUAUUAAAAGGAUUAGAAUUUGCUCACAUAUUAUAUGGCAAUCUGCCAUGGCAUGAUGUAGUAGAACCCUCUGUCAAAUUGGCUCGAGAAGGUUUUGUUGUAUCUAAGGAUCUUGUGGAUGAAAUAUCAAAAAAUACAGAUUAUGGAAUGCUUUAUAAUGGUCCUUUGAAUCCAGGUGAUAUAUUACAAUUACACGGACUUGCUAACACAUUAGAUAUGGUGGCAGAAUAUGGUGUAAAAGUAUUAUACAAUGGUACUUUGUCAUAUAAAAUUUUACACAGUAGUAAUUUACAUGAAGAUUUACUGCAAGAAUUAGCAAGUUACAAACCCACUGUAACAAUUGCAAAAAGUUCAACAUUACAUCAUCAUACAAUUUAUUAUCCUUCUCACGUGUCUCUUAUGCAAACAGUAAUUGAAGCAUUGGAGAGCCUUCCAAUUUUGACAGGAAACGCGUCCACAAUAGAAUCUUUAGCUCUUGUCGCACAGACAUUGAUGCAUAUAUAUUCGUUUGCUCCCAGUGGUGAGUCAUAUCGCUCUAAUUAUUACUAGCAGACAUAAUUACCUAUUAACCUCAUGAUCACGAUUUUAGUAAUUAGAGAAGCAUAUACUGGAGUUAUGGCAAUGGAUUGGCAAGAAACAUAUGUUAGCGUUUUAUCUGGUUUAAGUUCACCUUUGGGUUCUGGAAAUAUGACGGACGCUGGAUUUUUAUUAGAUAAUAUCGAUGGUAUUAUGGAUUUAUCUACAUUUACCCCUAUUAUUUUCCAUUAUGAAGAGAGAAUAUGCGGAUUACGUGGAGUGUUUGGUUCGGACGAUGUUUUCCUCAAUGGGCAAAUCCUCUAUAAUCUUAUUGUUCGUACUCUUAACGUUUCCGCCGCAAUAGAAUAUCCCCGAUACAAUUUUGGUUCUGGCGAUAUAAUGAUAGAACAUAAUCAAAGACAUUCGAUAGAGACUGCGUUGCAGGCUCGAUUAUAUCCCAUGAUAUCAUCAUUACCUAUUGUCAAUAGUGACGAGAGAUUACUUAUAAAAAGCAUAAAUGCAAUUAUUAAGAAGAAAGAUUCGCUAUCAAGUCACUCCGAUAGUCGUGGAAACGGAAUAGCAUCUCGAUAUUAACUUCUUGUUAUAAGCAAAAAAAUCAAAAAUCUUAAGAAUCUUGAAUUGCAUAACACUGUGAUAUUAGAAAAUAUAAUUCUACAUACUUAGACGUUAUCACAAAUACUUGUGGACAUAUGCAAUAAAAAAACGGCCGAUUUUUAAAGUAAUAUCGUUAUAAAGUUGAAGUGGGAAAAGGCAGAUUAAAUAUUAAAUAGUAAAUAUUAAAAUAUCUGAUAUUCUGUAUUAUAAUACUAUUUUACAUACAUGCAUACAUACAUUCAUACAUACAUUGUUGCAAAACUGAAUAAACUUAUGCAUCAGUUUGCAUGUAAUAUACAUACAUACAUAUACAAAGAACAAUGUUUUCCACAUCACAUUGCUCUCUAUUUUCUCUUUGCAUUAAAAAAAAUGUAUUUUUAAGAAAAUAUUUGUACAUAUAAUGUACACAUGUAAAAAAUGACAUUUAUAUAUAUAUAUAAUAAAUAAAUUAUAUCU